Messenger RNA from Andrographis paniculata, 772 nucleotides. RefSeq lists its product as uncharacterized. The coding region runs from base 166 to 621 and encodes 151 amino acids. NCBI's taxonomy places the organism in Eukaryota, Viridiplantae, Streptophyta, Magnoliopsida, Lamiales, Acanthaceae. The transcript has a single exon. The record is from RefSeq and is a predicted model, not a curated record. Gene Ontology annotation, biological process: regulation of DNA endoreduplication.
GUGUGUGUAGGCGCAUCGGAUCCUUCGUCAUUACCACUGUUCCUUCCGCCUCCACCUAAUCCAUUUUCUCCGACAGUUUUUGUUCUUUUCCGGCGACCUUUUGGAGGCUCCGAUGACCGGUAGGUCCGAAUCUCCGGUCGAAUUCGGUGGUCGGAGCUUUUGACGAUGUCUGGAGAUGAAACCCCCAAAUCUGAUCCUCUCCGGGAAGAACAAAUUCAGUCGUCGGAAUCGGCGUCGGAAAUUCCAGAAAUUGAGAAAGAAAUUAACGCCGCCGCCGGUAAAGUUACAGAGAGUUCGCCAGGAAAGCAAAUCGAAGGCGGCGAUGGUGGCGGAGACGGAGAGGACGGGUUCAGAACGCCGACGUCGUCGGAGAAUAAAAUUCCGCCGGUAACCGACUGCCCGCCGGCGCCGCGAAAAUCGAAGAACCAAUCGUCGAAAUUGAAGAGAAAGGCGUCUUCUUCUUCGCCUCCGCCGGCGCCGCCGCAAGCUCGCCGCCGGAUUCUCGAAUCCGACGCCUCUACGGAGGUGGAAUCGAUUUUCCGGCCGGAUUCCGGUCAGGAUGAUAGCGUAGAAGAUCAACGGCCGGUAGCGAAGAAAGCGAAAACGGACGGCGAGGAUUGAUCGAGAUUAAUACAUACAUAUAUAUACAUACAUACAUACAUGGCCUCCAUUUGUGGUACGGAAAAAAUUAAACGUUAUACAGUCACUUCUUUCAUUUCAUUUCACUUUGUCAAAUGUUACAAUAAUAUUAUGAUUUUUAUUAUUAUUAUUA